Molecule: messenger RNA, 1375 nt
Organism: Lactuca sativa (garden lettuce)
Lineage: Eukaryota; Viridiplantae; Streptophyta; Magnoliopsida; Asterales; Asteraceae
Product: chloroplast envelope quinone oxidoreductase homolog
Molecular function (GO): oxidoreductase activity
Source: RefSeq, a predicted model, not a curated record
UUAUUUUCCCGUUUCGAUCGGAUCGAGCAGAGAGUUUCGGCCCGAUAUCACGUAAACAAAAAUCAAGUGAUCACAUGGAGGAGUCAAACAGAGGAAUCUUCUAGUCAUCACGAGUCUAUAAAAUACGCCGUCACUUCAUUCACACAUCAUUCUUCUCGUUCGCUACCAAAAUUCAAAAAACUUGCUCAGAAAGUUAGAUCGAGGAAUGAAUAUGGCCGGAAAAUUGAUGAAGGCUGUUUGGUACGAUUCUUAUGGCGGAGGUUCUGCUGGUUUGAAGCAUGUUGAGAUCCCCAUUCCUUCCCCUGGAGUUAAUGAGAUUCUGUUGAAAAUAGAAGCAGCAAGCAUAAAUCCAAUCGACUGGAAAAUUCAGAAAGGCAUGGUUCGCCCUUUUUUGCCCAAAAAGUUUCCUGUCAUACCAGCUGGUGAUGUAGCGGGAGAGAUUGUAGAAGUUGGAUCUGGAGUCAAAAAAUUUAAAGCCGGUGACAAAAUCGUUUCCACCCUUGGGACUGCAGGUGGAGGGUUUGCAGAGUAUGCGGUGGCUAAGGAGAAUUUAACGGUUUCUAGACCGCCAGAGGUCUCGGCUGCAGACGGUGCGAGUCUAGUCAUCGCAGGGUGCACCGCUCUUCACGCCCUAACCGUAACCGGAGGUAUAAACCUCGUCAAAACCCAACCGCGCUUAAACAUCCUCGUAACCGCCGCGUCAGGUGGCGUGGGCCACUACGCGGUCCAACUAGCAAAACUAGGAAACACACACGUGACCGCAACAUGUGGGGCCCGUAACAUCGAGUUUGUGAACAGCCUAGGAGCCGAUGAGGUGCUGGAUUACAAGACUCCGGAAGGUUCCUCCCUUAAAAGCCCAUCGGGCCAGAAGUAUGAUUUGGUGAUCCAUUGUACAACUGGGAUCCCGUGGUCGACAUUUGAGCCCAAUUUGAGCCCAAAUGGGAAAGUGAUUGAUUUGACACCUAGUGGUGGUGCGUUUUGGACUUAUGCUGUGAAGAAAAUUACGUUUUCAAAGAAGCAACUACAGCCGUUGCUUGUGGUUCCAAAAGCUGAAGAGAUUGAGUGCCUUUUGAAUUAUGUGAAAGAAGGGAAAUUGAAAACUGUUAUUGAUUCGAGGUAUCCGUUAAGUAGGGCUGAAGAGGCUUGGGAGAAGAGUAUUGAAGGACAUGCUACGGGGAAAGUGGUUGUGGAGCCGUAAACGUAAAUAUGAAACAAGUUAUACAUGUUUUCUAAGAAAGAACUUAUUACAUAUAAGUGUUUGUUUCAGACAUUUUUUUUAAUAUUUGAUUUGAUGAGCGUAAUUGGGCAAAGAACUUAAUUGAUUUGGACAUAUUUAUGUUUUUUUUACUUAAUAAAUAAAGUGAGACUAUGGUUA